GUGUCCUUCUCAAGUCUUGAAUCAACUACCAGAAGAGAGUGAUUGACCAGCUAGGUGGUUUGAGUGUGCCCAUGAUUUGCCCAGCAACCUCGUCAGCAAAAAUGAAAAUGACACAAUCAAUUCGCACACUCAUCCAACAAUUCUCCAGUCAUGAGCUUGACGCUACUCUGUGCACUGUACACUCAUUCCAUCUAACUCCUAACCAAACUUCCAUCCUCAUCUUGGCCAUCUUCUCCCCCAGGUGAAUUAUUGUUGUCGUCGUCAUCAGCACUAGAAAGAAGAUGUUAUCUGUGUCAUAAAACCGCUACACCCCACCUUGUCAAAUCCCAGUCCGAGAUCCAGCCCAACAAACCAUGGCCAGCAGACAACUGGACUGGUCACUUUACCUAGUGACAGAUUCCACUCCAGCCAUCCUGGGUGACAAAGACAUUGUUCAUGUUGUGGAACAGGCUCUCCUCGGUGGCGUGACCAUCGUCCAGUAUCGCGACAAACAUGCCGACACUGGGGUCAUGAUUGAAAAUGCUUCUCGACUUCACGCCGUAACCCGCAAAUACAAUGUACCACUCCUUAUCAACGACCGACUGGAUGUAGCCCAGGCUAUAGGUGCUGAGGGCGUUCACAUCGGCCAAGAUGAUAUUCCAAUUAAGCUGGCAAGAAAACUCUUGGGUUCUGAAGCCAUCAUCGGCGUCACGGCCUCGUCGGUAGCAGAAGCUGAAAAAGCCAUCCAAGACGGUGCAGACUAUCUCGGCAUAGGCACAACCUUUGCAACACCGACCAAGACAGACACAAAGUCUAUUAUAGGCACACGGGGUCUACAAGAGAUCCUCGGCUCCACGUCGACAGGGACAGAAAAAUCCAUUCCGUGCGUCGCCAUCGGCAGCAUCAACUCUCGAAAUGUGCAAAGAGUGCUUCAUCAAUCCGCCCACGGCACCAAUCGACUGAAUGGCGUAGCCGUUGUCAGUGCCAUCAUGGCAUCCUCAGACCCCCGAGAAUCUGCAAAGCAACUCGUCGACCUAAUCAAAUCCACGCCUCAGAAGUUCUACGCCAGCGUAUCACCAACCUCGUCUACCAGGACCAACAUCUCCGAAAUCGUGGCCGAAAUCCCCGACAUUAUCAAAACACACGUGACCUCGUCGACACUGACACACAAUAUGACCAACACGGUCGUACAAAACUUUGCAGCCAACGUGGCGAUUGCGACAGGAGCGUCACCCAUCAUGUCGGACAACGGACCAGAAGCGCCUGAUCUAGCGAGACUUGGAGGCGGACUAGUGAUCAAUAUGGGCACGGCGACACCAGAGAAGAUGAAAUCAUUCUUAGCGGGACUUCAAGCAUAUAAUCAGGUCGGAUCACCAGUUAUACUAGAUCCGGUAGGAGGCGGCGCAACAGCUCUACGACGCGAAGCCAUCAAGACGCUACUAGCCGCAGGGUUCUUCAGCGUUAUCAAAGGAAACGAAGGCGAGAUCGGCGCCGUCGUCGGCGCAUCUGGAGUCCAACAACGAGGUGUCGACUCCGGACCUUCGACGUCGACUCACGAGGAGAAAAUCAAGAUUGUUCAGGACCUCGCUCGUCGUGAACAUAACAUCAUUGUUAUGACCGGCGCCAUCGACUAUAUCUCCGAUGGUACGCGUACAAUCACUCUUGGAAAUGGGUCUCCUUAUCUGGGCAGAAUCACAGGUGCAGGAUGUGCGCUCGGCGCUGUCAUCGCCAGCUAUAAUGCCGCCUAUCGUCAUGAUAAAUUACUUGCCACUCUGGCGGCGCUGCUUCAUUAUGAGCUUGCCGCGGAACGUGCAGAGGCGAGAGUGGAAGUUCGAGGUCCAGGAACCUUUAUUCCUGCCUUCCUUGACGAGUUGUAUCUAUUUGGUGAGGAGAUGAAGCAAGGGGUUGGAACCGGCGACAAGACGAAGUUUCAAGAAAAGGUCAAGAUUGAGCUCAUCGAAUCGAGCUGAAGUGUCAAGAGGUGAAACGUCUAAAUGUUAGUAUCGCAACUAAAGUUGAAGUCUAUAUCGAGAACCUAGUAUAUCAGCCCUUGUUCAGAC
Molecule: messenger RNA, 2039 nt
Organism: Exophiala mesophila
Lineage: Eukaryota; Fungi; Ascomycota; Eurotiomycetes; Chaetothyriales; Herpotrichiellaceae
Product: hydroxyethylthiazole kinase
Exons: 1
Coding region: 354-1949 (531 amino acids)
Biological process (GO): thiamine biosynthetic process
Cellular component (GO): cytoplasm
Molecular function (GO): thiamine-phosphate diphosphorylase activity; magnesium ion binding; ATP binding
Source: RefSeq, a predicted model, not a curated record